AUGGUUAGGCAGAAGAUGAGAUACAUUGCAGUGAGAAUUAGAUUUGAAAAGGAGAGGAAUAUAUCAUUGGAGACCUCUUUGCUGCCAUUUCUGAAAGCAAAGCUUAUGGAUGAUUAUGGAGUGAGCGGGCUGUCGAAGGCAGGACAUCUUAGUGUUGUUGAGUAUAUGAAGCACUGCAAGAUUGCACUGAUCAGAUGUGAUGUAUCAGGAUACAAGAAUCUGCUUUUUACGCUUGCAACUAUUGGAGAGCUGAACGGAUUGAAAUGUUCGAUGUCAACGAUCUGGGUGUCUGGGAUUCUGAAGAAGGCUAUGAAGAGGAUUUUGAAGUACGUUAAUGCCGAGAAAAGCAUGGCGAAGGCUAUGAGUAAAUGA
Ordospora colligata OC4 is the source of this 372-nucleotide messenger RNA. RefSeq lists its product as uncharacterized. The coding region runs from base 1 to 372 and encodes 123 amino acids. The transcript has a single exon. Gene Ontology annotation, molecular function: ribonuclease P RNA binding. Gene Ontology annotation, biological process: tRNA 5'-leader removal. NCBI's taxonomy places the organism in Eukaryota, Fungi, Microsporidia, Ordosporidae. Gene Ontology annotation, cellular component: ribonuclease P complex. The record is from RefSeq and is a predicted model, not a curated record.